Molecule: messenger RNA, 2518 nt
Organism: Tribolium castaneum (red flour beetle)
Lineage: Eukaryota; Metazoa; Arthropoda; Insecta; Coleoptera; Tenebrionidae
Gene: spir
Product: spire
Exons: 2
Coding region: 142-2256 (704 amino acids)
Biological process (GO): establishment of meiotic spindle localization; Golgi vesicle transport; actin filament polymerization
Cellular component (GO): cytoplasmic vesicle membrane; cell cortex
Molecular function (GO): actin binding
Source: RefSeq, a predicted model, not a curated record
GCAUGCGCACAUCAUUUGAUCGAUAACGUGUGUGGGUGCAUCUGUCAGUUUCAAGGUUUCCGCAUUGAUUAUUUAGGUUAAGACAGUUCUCCAAUGCUCCGCAAGUGGGCAAGUCCGUGUUUGUGUGUGAAAUAAACAAACAUGUCAGCAAAGGCCAAGUGUAAAGUGAAUUCGGACGGCAGUGUUUGCUUGGAGGACAUCCUCAACUCGUUCAACUCCUCGAUUCGGGAAGAGCACGCUUGGGCCCUUUGCUACCAAUGUGCAAAGUAUUACAGCGAGUGCGUCUCGUCCCGAAAACAAAACGUUCACAUAGUCACAGAAGUCCGUCAUGUGUACUUGCAGACGGACGGCAACGUGCACGAGAACACGAUCAAAGCCAGAGACACCCCCAGGAAGCUGCUGCGAUGCGAGAAGGACGUGAUCGCGGGCCUGGGGGUGGUGAUAUACAUCGCCCUGGACCAGGGCAGCCAGAACGACGAGGAGCGGGUUAUCAGCCAGGACUUGGAGCAGCUCAUAAGCGACAUGAUCUCGGACGAGCUGAACAGCUCGGAGCAAACCCACCACGAAACGGACGAUGAGGGCAUCGAGCGGGACUCGGAGGAGGGCGAGGAGGAGCCCGGGACGUCCCGGACGCAGCCCCACAUGACCCUGCAGGAGGUCAUCAGGCGGUGCGAGAGCCACUUGGGAACCCUGACCAAGACCCAGACGGAGGCGCACUACAAGGCCGUGGUGCGGGCGCUGGUGGCGGAAGCGCUGGAAUUGGCGACGUUUUUGGAAAAAGUGGCACAAGGCAGCUUGAAUUUGCCGACAGAUAGCUCAAAACAGGCCGAUUUGGACCAGUUGAAGUUCUCGGAUUGGGCCAAAUUCUGGGUGCAAGUGAUGGGGGAGCUGAGGAUGGGCGUUAAGCUGAGGAAGGUGCAUUACAGUCGGGCCCCCAUCGAAUACGAACUCACUCCCUAUGAAAUACUCAUGAAAGAUAUUAGGUCGUGUAGAUAUAAGUUGAGGAGAAUUAUGGUCAAUGGAGAUGUACCGUCUCGUGUUACUAAGGAUGCUCAUGCCAUUAUUUUGGAAUUUAUCAGGUCUAGACCGCCUUUGAAGAAGGUGUCUGACAGGAAAUUGCCCCCGCAAUCGCGCACACUUACGCCAAGAGAGCAAUUGCUCAAUUCGAUCAAAAAGGGACGCAAGUUGAGACCGACCCCAAGAUCUCCCUACAUGUUAUCGGAACCAAAGCAACAAACCAAAGAAGAUUCCUCAAAACCAAACCGAAGACUGAUCAAAGUCGACUUCAGCCAGUUCGAGGACGAGGACGACGAUGAGCCCAUCGACAGUCCCGACUCGACCGGCCUGUGGUCAGCCUCCGAAUACCUCCAAAUGUGUGAUACAACACUGGAAGCCUACGAUCUCGCAACCCAAGACUUAAACCGGCGCUCGACCCUUCGCCGCCACACCCUGGAGGUGUGCGACCCCAACCUGGGAUGCUACUCCGUGCCCCAGUCGCGGCCCUGCUCCCGCCAGUCCUGCAACAGCUCCGAGGCCGAAUCGGUGCAACUCGAGCCCGAGGUGGCCAAGGCGAUGCAGGACGAGCUCACCAACGCCCGCAGCUGGCAGGACACCAUCUCCCUGGACGACCGGCUCUCCCUCACCCUCUCCGAGAUCGUGCACAUACGAGCCGUCUUGACCAAGGCGGAGCUGGAGGCGCUGCCCGUGGAGGGCCGCGUGCGCCACGACGUGGAGUCGCGCAAAGUCUGCUUCCUGUGUCUCAAGACGCGCUUCGGGAUCUUCGGCCCCUGGGGGCAGCGCUGCACGCUGUGCAAGCGCACGGUGUGCGCGAAGUGCUGCGCCAAGAUGAACAUCCCCAUGGAGCACUUCUCCAGCGUGCCGGUCGUGCUGCUGAGCCCCAGCAUCAUGUCCUCGCCGGAGACGGAGGCCAAGGAGGCGUUCCCGAAGUCGCUGGUCAACAAGAUGAUGGAGGGGCCGCCCUCGGCCGACCACAGCCCCGAGACCAGCAGGCCCAGCUCGAGCAUGGAGAGCAGCACGAUAAGCGAUCCGGGCUCGCUAGGGCGGUUCCGGGCGAAGGCGGCGGCGGCGGGCAGGGCCGCCCGGGUGGUGGACAAGUUCAAGGCCUCGCAAAUGGUGGUUUGCCACGAUUGCAGGAUGAUGGUCCUGCAGAUUAUCAAGUCGGCGAGGGCGAAUCGCUCGGCUAUCAGAAACAAAACGCUACAAAGUCUCACUUUGAAUCUAUCACCGGUAUUUUAACAGUGAUAUUGGAUGGCUAUCGAAACUCAGUAGUGAUAUUAGUUUUAACCUGAAUCUUGUUGCAUUUCAAUGUUAUAUUCCUACUUCGUGCAUUCCUAUCUGUAAGUGGAGAUUUUUCAAUCGAGACCAUUGAGUCUUAGAGAAGAUUUUAUUAUAUUUUAAAAAAAUAGCUGUUUUAUUUUGGUAACUGUAAUUUUAUGUAAAAAUCUAUCUUCAGAGUUUAAAAUAUAUUAAAUGAAUAAAGAAUAAAGGCUAUGUUAAU